UCACGCCCCGCUCCCUCUCUGUCUCGCCUGCACCAGCACCCCGUGCUAACUUUGGAGAGUGUCACACCAUUUUGCAAGCCUAAAAAAGGGGGGGGAAAUUAGGAAAAAAAAUCAAAUAAGAAAUGGCAAUAGUCAUGCCGACGCCAGCCGUGGCCAGAGGCGCUCACUGCCUGCCCAGGCUUCUCUGAAAGAAAACAAAAGAUCGAGCUGGAGAGAGAGGAAACACACACCCCAAAUCCCCUGUCACCAUCGCCUCGUCCCCCUCGGAGUCCUCUUGGAUUAUGAGCCUCCCUUUUCUCCCUGGAAGGUCGUGAGCGGCAGAUCUGGCGGAUGGGAGCCCUUCCCGGACACCCAGAUGAGCCGGCUGUCUGAUGAUGGGGAACCUGAGGCACAGAGAGUCUAACGAUCUUGUUCAGAGCUUGGAAGGAGAAAUCAGAAGCCCCGCAGCCUCUAAACAUCACUACAUUGCUUAGCCUGAAAAAAGUGAGCAAGCAUGGUGUUGUUUCACGUCCCAUGAAAGUGCUGCUGUCUUAGUUUGGAGACGGAAGGACGAGGACUGUGACCGAUAGCAGUCGAGAUGAGAGCAAAAGCUACAGGACGAUUCUUCAUCUGCUGAUAAAAAUGAUCAACAAGUCUCGAUGGAAGAUACUUGGAGUAUUGGCUAUAUUUUUGGUGAUGGUGUGGUAUACAAUAUCCCGGGAAGAAAGGUACAUACAGCUUUUUUAUUUCCCUAUGCAAGAUGACAAGAUGACUUGCCCGCUGGGGGAAGUGGAAAGGAAAGCUGCACAGCUUAUAGCCAAUUACACACGGGAACGUCCACUCUUUUUACAGCUAAAGGAUUACUUCUGGGUAAAGACCCCUUCGCCGUAUGAACUGCCAUAUGGUACUAAAGGAACCGAGGACAUUCUCCUGAGGGUUCUGGCGGUCACAAGUUACUCUCUGCCUGAAAGUAUACAAAGCUUGAAGUGCCGGAGAUGUGCAGUUGUGGGAAACGGCCAUCGGCUGAGAAACAGCUCUAUGGGGGAAACUAUUAACAAAUACGAUGUUGUGAUCAGACUGAACAAUGCACCAGUUCACGGUUACGAACGUGACGUGGGCUCCAAGACCACCAUGCGCCUCUUCUACCCAGAGUCGGCGCACUUCAACCCCCAAAGAGAAAACAACCCCAGCACAUUGCUGGUGUUGGUGCCGUUCAAAGCCAUGGAUUUCCAGUGGAUGGAGACGAUCCUUAAUGACAAGAAGAGAGUCCGGAAGGGCUUCUGGAAACAGCCUCCAUUAAUUUGGGAUGCGAAUCCUGACCACGUUCGAAUUCUGAACCCAUACUUUAUGGAAAUCACUGCCGCUAAAUUGCUCAACCUUCCAAUGAAGCAGCUGCGGAGAAUUAAGCAGAAACCAACCACGGGAUUAGUGGCCAUCACUUUGGCAUUGCACUUCUGCGAUUUGGUACAUAUCGCCGGCUUUGGAUACCCAGAUUCUGCCAACAAGAAGCAAACCAUCCACUAUUACGAGCAAAUCACGUUGAAGUCCAUGGCUGCUUCAGAGCACAACGUCUCGCACGAGGCGUUGGCAAUAAAAAAGAUGCUUGAACUGGGACUUGUCAAGAACCUCACUUACUUCUGAUGGAGCCUGGGCUGCUGUUUCUCCUGAACUGUUGGCUUGGUCGAGUGGGACCUGUGGUGGCUGAGAUCCUCCCUCGCACAGCUCUCUCUUCCCCCAGACAUUGACUCAUAUGGACAUCCCACAGCUUUGUGCGGACUGCGUGGGGGGCACGGGGGGACUGAGUGGCUCUUAGAUGGGCUGGCAGCAAGGGAGAGAGAUGGUCUUGGAAGACGUGGACGGUGAUAGCGGUGGUGACGAGAGCUGGCCUUGGUGGAUUCUGCCUGUGACGAAUUCCUCCUCGUUUGGAACUUCGCAGUAACACCUCUGCAUCAAGUCAAGACUUUUGGGAAAGGGAGCUCCUGAAAUCUUCAUUCCUCUGAUGGGGAUGCGUGCUGUUGGGAGCCAAAGCCUGCUGACUGUAGGCCUCUGGAGUGAUACAACAGACACUCCGGUGGGUGCGAAUGGUCCCCCAUGGCACACUGCCACCUUGAAUCACUUUUGCCUUCCUGCUCCGAGAGAUGCCCCAGCGGCUGCUUACUGUGCUGUUUAAAGUUGCAACCAUGUCAGAUGCCUCCUCGAGGAGCAGGAGGCAAGCAAAUGAAGGAUCCUCAGCUGCCUGCCAUUUCUUUCCCCUCUGGUCAGGUCAGGCUGCGAUUACAGGCCAAGUGAGGUGUGGCGUUAGUCACGUCAUUAGCCCUGGCGUGCUUGCUUGCUUUCGUGUAAAUAGCGCACUGGGGCAGGGGGGAUCUGGAUCUGGGCUGCAGCAGAGGGAAGGGCUAGAGUCCUCUUGCCUUCCCUCCUAACUGUGCUGUGCACACCAGAGAAAGCAAGUAUGCCAAAGCAAAUGGAGUGGCUAACCUCACUUCUAGUUUGAGCUUAGGAGUAUUGGUUCAAACCCCCCUGCAGUAAAAGAGUUUAAGAAGACCAAAAGAAAGCUUUUUAGGAUGGGAGUUGAUGAUGAUAUUCCUAUCUAUCUUCUCUCCCCUGGCCCCAGUUAUUAUUUUUGGGGGAGGUUGUGGCAAAGAGGGAGAAUCAACCUUGCAGUAUUUUGAUAAUGUUUUUUUAUAUUAAAAACAGUGAAGCUGAAAUUGAACAUACAGUUUCUGGGCACUUGGCUGGAAGUGAAUCUCCUUCCGUGAAGGCUCUGCGUGUGUGCGUGCAUGAUUGCGAGUGUGUGGAUGGAUGUGUCCAGUCCAGUAUCCCAAGUCUGUCCUUAGGGAGAGCCUCUGAAAUAUAAGCGUGGGCUUCUUCCCUCCAGUAUGGGACAGCUUCUUCCCCGCAAGAAUGGGAGAGCAAUUAAAGAAAAUGAACUGUGUUAGCCAAAGUUGAGAUUGAAGGAAUGGGAUAGAGGGGAUAAUAGAAGUGUGUUUCUUUACCAAGAGAAGAAACAAACAUUCUGUUAUUCCCGGCUCACAGAAGCUGAAGCUAUAUGGCACCUUUGACUGCCUUUUCCACUAGGAAGAGGGGUGUGUUCGUCAGGACAAGGGCUCUUCUCUGGGACCUCAAGGGGGUGGGGGCAAGUUCUGAAGGAAGGACAACAUCAUCUUCCAGUAGGCGGGGAAAGAGGUCUAGACAUUUCAGGAAUGGGCCCCAGCCUGGAAGUGCCUGUCUGGUGUGGGGUCUAAGAUCAGUGCUUGGAAAACGCUCUACUCAAAUAAUGAUUUUUAAUUUUUUGUUUUGUGCAGGAAUAAAUAUUUUUAAUUUUG
Molecule: messenger RNA, 3305 nt
Organism: Hemicordylus capensis (graceful crag lizard)
Lineage: Eukaryota; Metazoa; Chordata; Lepidosauria; Squamata; Cordylidae
Gene: ST3GAL4
Product: ST3 beta-galactoside alpha-2,3-sialyltransferase 4
Exons: 13
Coding region: 622-1620 (332 amino acids)
Biological process (GO): glycolipid biosynthetic process
Molecular function (GO): sialyltransferase activity
Source: RefSeq, a predicted model, not a curated record